CCUACUGUGCAGCUACGUCCCCGACAGCCCGGCAUCACGUCACGUGUCAGGACUCCCGGGGUCCUGGGCCAAGUUUCUCAGUGUCAGAUCAUCCACGGAGCUCCAGCAGAGCGCGACCCGCACGGUCCGUCCUCCACGCGCGCAUCUCCGCUCCACGCUGCGUAACCAACACCUCGGCGAGGAUGGACGGGUGGAUUGCACGGAUGUGGAUAGGGGAAGAAUACAGCAGUUGAUUCUUUGAAUACUUCCAGUGAUUUUUUUUUUUUUUUGAACGGCUCUCGGAUUACCUUUGUGAUCUGCGAAAAGCAAAGAGAAGUGAGGAGAUUUGGAAGAGCGGAAGGAGACGGAAGGAGAAGGAAAGCUCCGGGUAGCUGAGGAAGGCUGGGCGCGCUGGAAACACGGAAAGUCUCGGAUCAUGCUUAUGGGAACUUCCGAUUCCGUCUCGAUAAGGUAUUUUUUAAAGAAUAAAGUUGUUCUGUCUGCCUCUAAUGCUUUAAUAUCCAUCGAGUCCACUUUUUAAGGGAGAAAAAAAACACCAAAACACAGGUGAUGGGCGCUCCAUUUCUCCCCGGCGGUGUGUGUUUUUAUUUCCUUUGACACCGUUUGAAAUGUACUUUUCCACAGCAUGCUUAACAUUUCCGCUCUUUUGUCACACAAUGCCUUCAGGAGAGCGAACAACUGUCGCGAGCGUCAGAUGCGCUUUUCCCCCCCCUCACACACAACGGUCUACGGUGGACAACAAAGCCCAUUAAAAAGCCUUAAAAAGAGAAAAGUCUGUUAGCUGGAUUAUGAUGACUAAUGUUUGGCUCUUGAUGUUAUUCUACUUAAAUAUAAUAAUCAGGAUUAGUGUGGCAUUUGUUGUGUGUGUGUGUUUUUUCUUCUUCUUUUUUGCGCAUUCCCUGCCCACCAUUGCGUGGUGUGGGCUAAAAACCUCCAGUAGACCAGACACAGAGCAGUCCAUCUGUUCAAUCACAUAGCAACAGGAAGAGCGAGGGAGAGCAGGAAGAAACCAAAUCCCUAUUCUCAUUAUGUCACAAUAUGAUUCUGUAGCUCUGAUGAGUUUAGUGCUUCAUUCUGGAGACACAUUAGUGUUUCUAACUACAUGGUGUCACUGGAACAGCAGAUGAUUGUCUGACUGCUCUUCAGUAGUCAUUGCACUCUAUUUGUUUAUCUCCUAUAUCAUAUUCACACACUGUUUAUUUGAUGUUCCUCCAAAGAUUCUCCUUUGAUCAUCUUCAUUUGUGUUCUUUUUUUAAAUUGAGAGACACAGAAAGAGGAAAUGUUUGGAAAUAAAUGCUCCCGUAAAGCUUCAAGCGCUGCCAGGUUAGUAAGCGAAUAUUGAUGAUCUGUGUCCAGAUUGAUCGGACGCGAGUUCUUUAGCUGCUGAGGGAUCGGCGGAGGUUUAUUUGGCUCAUUAUGGGAUUUGUCUCCGAUUGCUCUUUGCUAAGUUGAUCUCUGCUCCGCCCUCGUCCUUCUCCGUUUCCCUGCAUCUUCUGCACAUGUUCUCUCCUCUCCUCCGUCUCUGCACCUCUCUCUAACCCCUCUCCCUCUGACCUCCCCUCAGAGUGGCUCUGCCUGAUGCUCUAUCAUGACUGAUGGCGAGGGGAGAGUGCGCUUUCAGUACGCAGAGUGCCCGGAGGGGCAGGAGGAGGUGAGGCUCGCCAUACCGACGCUCGACAGGAGCGAUGCCCCGGGUCAUGGCGUUGACCCCGGAGGAGGCCAUGAUGAGGAGGAGGAGGAGGAGGUGGAGAGGAGGAGGAGGAGGAGGGGAGACGGAGCAGAAUGGAGUCCCGAGGUUCAGGAGCAUGAAGACCUGGAACCAGAGCUGGAGGUGGAAGUCGGACCAACAUUCGGAGUUCGCAUCAGGGCUCCUAUUCGGGAUCCGGACUGCGUCUCCGAGGAGGAGGAGGAGGAGCAGCAGCCGUACCCGGCCCUGGCCCCCGUGGCCUUCUUCUGGUUAAAGCAAACAACGAGGCCUCGCAACUGGUGUCUGCGCCUCGUGUGUAACCCGUGGUUCGAGCACGUAUCCAUGCUGGUCAUCCUGCUCAACUGCGUCACUCUGGGGAUGUUCCAGCCCUGUGAAGACGUCACCUGUCAGUCCGAGUGGUGCCGCAUCCUACAGGUAUUGGACGACUGUAUCUUUGCUUUCUUUGCGGUGGAAAUGGUCAUCAAGAUGGUGGCCCUGGGAAUUUUUGGCCCCAAUUGUUACCUUGGCGACAAGUGGAACCAGCUUGACUUCGUCAUCGUCAUGGCAGGGGUGAUGGAGUAUUCUCUGGAUGGCCAUAAUGCCAGUCUGUCUGCCAUCCGAACCGUCCGAGUGCUCCGGCCCCUGAGGGCCAUCAACAGAGUACCAAGUAUGCGGAUUUUGGUGACACUGCUGUUGGACACCCUGCCCAUGCUGGGAAACGUCCUCCUCCUCUGCUUCUUUGUCUUCUUCAUCUUCGGCAUUGUGGGAGUCCAGCUGUGGGCGGGACUACUGCGCAACCGCUGCUUCAUGGAAGAGGACAUCAGAAUAAUGUACAACUUGUCCAUGAGUCCUUACUACAUGUCGGAGGAAGGUGAAGACACCCCGUUCAUCUGCUCGGCUCCCCGCGAGAACGGGAUGCUGCGCUGCCACAACGUGCCGGCCCAAGUGGAGGGCGGGGCCAAUUGCUCGUUGGCCGCUCCUCUCCAAAGUUCGGCUCUGAUUGGAGCGGCCGUGGCCAGCGUUAACGGCUGCGUUAACUGGAACCAGUACUACAACGUGUGCCACCCCGGGGAAUUCAACCCUCACAAGGGAGCUGUCAACUUUGACAAUAUCGGCUACGCCUGGAUAGCCAUAUUCCAGGUCAUCACACUGGAAGGAUGGGUAGAUAUCAUGUACUAUGUCAUGGACGCUCACUCCUUCUACAAUUUUAUAUAUUUUAUACUGCUCAUUAUCGUGGGCUCUUUCUUCAUGAUCAACUUGUGCCUCGUGGUCAUCGCCACCCAGUUCUCCGAGACGAAGCAAAGGGAGAACGCCCUGAUGAGGGAGCAGCGCGCUCGCUACAUGUCCAACGACUCCACGCUGGCCAGCUACAGCGAGCCGGGCUCGUGCUACGAGGAGAUGCUGCGCUACAUCAGCCACCUUUAUCGCAAGUUCACACGCAGACUGCAGAGGAUAUACUCUGGGUGGCACAGUAAAAGGCGUAAAAAGGUGAAUCCUAACGGCAGCGGCGGCAGUAACGGCGGGGGUAACGGACACGGACACGGCUCCAGCAGGGGCUGCGGGGGCUUAGGCCCGGGCAGCGCACUGUGGUUGAGACCGAUCCACAACCUGCUGCAGCACCAUCAGCACCAGCACUGUCGCCUCAGCAACGGGGGGCAGCACACUGUCAGCGUGGUGAUGGGCGAGCACACGGACGGGGAGCGGGGAGGGGAGGAGCUGGAGAUGAAGUCGCUCCCCGUGCGGAGAGCAAGCACGAACGCAAACAGCGGCGACGCGUCCGGCGACGCCCAAGGCGGCAUGGGGGCGCUGCUCGGCCGGCUGAACGGGGGGAUGAACUAUCCCACCAUACUGCCGUCGUUUGUGUGCAGCUACAGCAGCAAGACGCCGCCCCCCCACUCCAAGCAGUGUGGGCCCAGUCCAGAGCAGCACCCGCCAAACCACCCGGCAUCUGAACACACAGAGACGCUGAACAAGCUCUACCAGCUCAUGGGACAGCACAGUCGCCAGCGGCUGCUAUACCAGCUGGCAGGCGUGGUGCCCAGCCCUCUGCUCCUGGAGCUGCUCAGCUGCCCCCUAUGUGCCCGCAGCCUGGAGACCUUGGAGCUGGAACUGGGAGACCUGGAGGGAGGCAAGGGAGAGGCGGACGGACUGCACGACUUCCCCCAGGGGGGGGAUCCGAGAGGCGGGCGAGGUCGCAGCCGACGGCGAGGGAUCGUGGGGUACAAGAACGUAGUGGUGCGGGCCUGGGUGGGCUUCAGGGAGAGACUGAAGAGGAUUGUGGAAAGCAAAUACUUCAACCGAGGGAUCAUGAUCGCCAUCCUCGUCAACACUCUCAGCAUGGGGAUAGAGUACCACAAGCAGCCCGAGGAGCUGACUGAUGUGUUGGAGAUCAGUAACAUCGUUUUCACCAGUAUGUUUGUGCUGGAGAUGGGCUUCAUGCUGCUGGCUUUUGGCCUGUUUGGAUACAUCAAGAACCCAUACAACAUCUUCGACAGCAUCAUUGUGAUCAUCAGUGUGUGGGAGAUAAUCGGUCAAGCAGACGGCGGGUUGUCAGUCCUGCGAACGUUUCGUCUGCUGCGGGUUCUGAAGCUGGUUCGCUUCCUGCCUGCCCUGAGGAGACAACUGGUGGUGCUGAUGAAGACCAUGGACAAUGUGGCCACGUUCUGCAUGCUGCUGAUGCUUUUCAUCUUCACCUUCAGUAUACUGGGUAUGCAUCUGUUCGGCUGUAAAUUCAGCCUCCAGACGGAGGACGGAGACACUAUCCCCGACCGCAAGAACUUUGACUCUCUGCUCUGGGCCAUCGUCACUGUAUUCCAGAUUCUUACCCAGGAGGACUGGAAUGUGGUGUUGUAUAACGGCAUGGCCUCCACCUCUCCAUGGGCGGCUCUCUACUUUGUUGCUCUCAUGACUUUCGGCAACUAUGUGCUCUUCAAUUUACUCGUGGCCAUCUUGGUAGAAGGCUUCCAGGCUGAGGGUGAUGCUAAUCGGUCGGAGUCGGAUGAUGAGAAGAAAUCUGACAACUUUGAGGAGGACGAGAAGGUAGAACAGCUCAGGGACACUGAGCUAAAAAUGUACUCUCUGAUGAUGACAGCCAAUGGUCACGUUGACCCGUGCGGCUCGAUGGCUCCUCCCAUAAUCAUGCGCACGGCAGCCACCCCCAUGCCCACUCCCAAGAGCUCUCUGGGACCGGAGUCUGUCCUCGAAGAGGAGCUCAUGUACAGGGAGGGGGUGCCUCAGUAUGGCGAGGUGGGACUGGGGUUUUCCGAUGCGGGAAGCAUCCGUGCAGAGUCUCGCCGUGGAAGCUCCACCUCCAUGGACCCUUCAGCCUAUGACCAGCAUUCUCUGAGCCUCUCGAGUCCCGGCCGGCGCUCCCCUCUUCCUCCCCGCUCGUGGGGAAGCCGUCGCUCCAGCUGGAACAGUCUGGGACGAGCGCCGAGCCUCAAAAGGCGAGACACCAGCGGGGAGAGGGAGAGCCUGUUGUCUGGGGAGGGAGGAGAGGAGGAAGAUGGUCGGGAGGGCGCGGGGGAGGCCGGGGGAAACAACCGACUACGGCCGGAGUCCUUGGAGCUGCUGCAGGCGUCCACUCUCUGCCCUCCCAUAAUAGCGGAGUAUGGGGACUGUAACGGCAGGACCCUGACCUAUGACCCCAACGUGAGCUCCGACCCCAAGGACGACUCCUUGCCGGAAGACGACUUGGAUGAUGACAGCUCUUUCUGGUGCUGGCUGAAGAAAGAGCUUCUGAACAUGAAGCCCCACUGGUGCAAAGAGCACGACGACUGGAAUCUGUAUCUGUUCCCUCCAGAGAACAAAUUCCGUAUGUGGUGCCAAAGUGUGAUCUCUCACAAAUUGUUCGACCACGUGGUUCUGGUUUUCAUCUUCCUCAACUGCAUCACCAUUGCUCUGGAAAGACCUGAUAUACAGCUCCACAGCAAGGAGCGAGUGUUUCUGAGUGUGUCCAACUAUGUGUUCACUGUGAUCUUCCUGGUAGAGAUGGCCAUGAAGGUUCUAGCUCUCGGUUUCUGCUUUGGGAAGCAGACUUACCUCCAGUCCAGCUGGAACGUUCUGGACGGUUUGUUGGUGUUUGUCUCUCUGGUCGAUAUUCUGGUCUCUCUGGCUUACACCGGCGGAAACAGGAUCCUGGGCAUCCUCCGAGUGCUGCGCCUGCUACGAACACUACGCCCACUGAGGGUGAUCAGCCGAGCUCCGGGAUUGAAGCUGGUCGUGGAGACGCUCAUCACCUCUCUCAGACCCAUCGGGAACAUUGUCCUGAUCUGCUGCGCCUUCUUCAUUGUUUUCGGCAUCUUGGGGGUUCAGCUGUUCAAAGGGAAGUUCUACCACUGUGAAGGUCUGGACAUGAAGAACAUCACCAACAAGUCGGACUGCCAGCAGGCCAACUACCGCUGGAUACGCAGGAAGUACAACUUUGACAACCUGAUUCAGGCUCUGAUGUCGUUGUUUGUGCUGUCCUGUAAGGAUGGCUGGGUCAACAUCAUGUAUGACGGGCUGGACGCAGUGGGAGUGGACCAACAGCCUGUGAGGAACCACAACCCCUGGAUGCUGCUCUACUUCAUCUCCUUCCUACUCAUCGUCAGCUUCUUCGUCCUCAAUAUGUUUGUCGGUGUCGUGGUGGAGAACUUCCACAAGUGCCGGCAGGACCAGGAAGAAGAGGAGACCCGCUUACGGGAAGAGAAGCGGCUCAAAAUGAUAGAGAAAAAGCGCAGGAGUAAGGAGAAUGGUGGAGCUGAGGCCAAGCAGAGGCCUUACUAUGCGGACUACUCCCCCCUGCGUCUGUCCAUCCACACACUGUGCACCAGCCACUACCUGGACCUCUUCAUCACCUUCAUCAUCUGCAUCAACGUCUUCACCAUGAGCAUCGAGCACUACAAUCAGCCGCAGUACUUAGUGGAGGUUCUGAAGUACUGUAACUACGUGUUUACCUGCAUCUUCAUCGUCGAGACCCUGCUCAAACUUUCGGCUUUUGGCAUUCAACGGUUCUUCAAAGACAGGUGGAAUCAGCUGGAUAUAGCUAUAGUGGCGCUGUCCAUCAUGGGCAUCACACUGGAGGAGCUGAAAAUGAGCUCGGCACUGCCCAUAAAUCCUACCAUCAUCAGAAUCAUGAGAGUACUCCGAAUAGCACGAGUGCUGAAGCUUCUGAAGAUGGCCACAGGGAUGCGAUCUCUGCUGGAUACCGUCAUGCAGGCGCUGCCGCAGGUGGGAAAUCUCGGCCUCCUCUUCAUGCUGCUCUUCUUCAUCUACGCUGCACUGGGAGUGGAGCUCUUUGGCAAACUGGAGUGCACUGAACACAACCCAUGUGAGGGUCUGAGUCGUCACGCUACCUUUGAGAACUUUGGGAUGGCCUUCCUCACACUGUUUCGAGUGUCCACAGGAGACAACUGGAAUGGGAUUAUGAAAGACACGUUAAGGGAGUGUCAUCCUUCAGAGCGCCACUGUCUCCCCUACCUGCCUUUGGUCUCUCCAAUCUACUUUGUCACUUUUGUGCUCAUGGCCCAGUUUGUGCUGGUCAAUGUGGUCGUGGCGGUUUUGAUGAAACAUCUCGAGGAGAGCAACAAGGAGGCGAAAGAGGAUGCAGAGAUGGAUGCAGAGAUCGCCUUGGAGAUGGCGAUGGAGAGGGAACGCAAAUUAAGCAUAACUUCGAACAACAGUUCAGUGGGAGGAACCUAUGUGGGGCCGUGUCCACAUUCACCUGGACAGGAGGAAGAGGUGCAGUACGGCGACCUGCUGUCGUCGAGGAAGAUGUCCGUAUCCAGGAUGCACUCUCUGCCUAACGACAGCUACAUGUUCCGGCCCGUGCGGCCCGCCAGCGCCCCCUACCCUUUGGAGGAGGUAGAGCUCAGUCCCCAGCACCAGCAUUCAGGCUCAGUGACGUCGGUCCACUCACAGCCAUGUGAGAGCCGCGCGCUGCUGCAGGUUCCAGACGUCUCCCCCGUUCACCCUCGACAACCCCCCUCCCUCACCCUGCCCCGCAUCGCCCCGCCCACGCCCAGCCCCUCGCCACGGGCCCUGCGCAGACAGGUGGCAGUUAAAUUGGAUUCUGUGGAGUCCCAGAGUUGCGAGCAACAGGGGAGGCCCAACUCUGUCCAUCUGCCUCCCCUCUCCCCUCAUCCUUGCUCCCCAUCUCCCCUGCCUCCUCCUCCCCCCUCCUCCCCCUCAGCCCUCCCUAUCCCCCCCUCCUCCCCUUCUGCCUUCCCUCCUCCCUCUCACUCCUCUCUGCAUCCGCUACUGUCCUGCCCCUCUUCCCUCCCUCCUGCGCCGUCUUCCCCCUCGCUUCUCCUCCCUCCACCUCCCUCCCCCCGUCUUCGAAGACCUCGGCCGCCCUCUGCCGUCUCCCUCUGCGACCCGGCGGAUGAGGAGGUGUACCACAUCACCAGCUCCGCCCGCCACAGGUGGAGGAACGAGGAGGGAGGGGGGCAGGAGGGCAGAGGGAAGGCCGGACGCAGCCACUCCCUCUCCCCCUACACCACCCCCCACUCUCUCAACUCCCACUCCACCUCCUCCCCUCCUCCUCCCCCGCUGCCGCCUUCCUCCUCGAGGAGCGCCUUCCUCAGUCUGCUUGGGGCGGGACUGACGGACCCUGACUUCAGGAAGGGUUUGAGCGGUGACCACCACGCCAUCCCGAACGAACCGUCAUCCCCGUCCACCGGUUACCCUGACGACCAGCGGCGCCACUCUAUCGAGGUUUGCCUCCCGCAGGCCGUCAUCGACGGUGAUGACCAGGACUUUACACGUGAGACCCACCGGUCGGAGAAAGGUGGUCAGGCAUUUCCUGUGAGGGUGCGGUCGGUCGGGGGUGGCCACAGGAAGAAGAAGAUGAGUCCUCCUUGUAUUUCCAUCCACCCGCCCAGUGAGAGGGAACACCCCCAAAUAGCCUCACCCCCAAACCUGGCUGACUGCAGCACGCUGCUGAGACGCAGGACACCGUCCUACGACCUGAGCCCUGCAGAUUCACAGACGCGCACGCAGACGCACUCCCCGCUGCACACGCCGCUCACGCCCAUGCACGCGCCGCUGCAGGCACAAUCGCCGUCGCACACGCUGACGCCCUCGCCGGCGUCCACUCCGACACACACGCAGACAUACACGCCACCGCGUGCGUCCACGCCACCGCGUGCGUCCACGCCCACGCUCCCGCACGUCCCGAUCAGCCCGAACAUCUUCAUCCAGCCGCAUGCACCUCUCGUCCCGAGGCCUUUCUCGCAGACGCACUCCCUCUCCCCCGCUGCGAGGCAUUCCUCGCUCACGGGGGAGUACAUCCCCCUCCCCCAGUUCACCUUCGACCAGCCACAGUCCAGGUUCAUGAGCGGCCUGUCAGCUGGCCUAUCAGACACCGACACAGCCACCUGCUCUUCUCCCUUCGACAACAGACUGGGAAGCGGCGCAGGAUUCAGUGCAAAGAAUCGGAGGACCGCCCAGUGAACAUCGGGCAUUAGCCUGCAGGAAGUGAAUUAAUUGGUCCUAAAUCUCUGAAGUUGGGGGGAUGACCUCAGCAGAGAUUGGUGCUGGGGAGAAAAUGAGAGAAAGAAGUUUACUGGGAGAAGGAUUUGUUGUUGUUUUUGAGCGCUGAAAAGACAUGACUUAUUCUUUUCACAGAGACACUGGUACAGUCCCGCCCCAGAAUAAUAGACGGUGGAUCCAUCUUCCUAAACCCAGCUUGAAGGACAGCAGAUCCACUGAGGCUGUACCAGUCAAACAGUACCCACAGUACAUGGUGUGUUUGGGACUAAUACUGAUAACACACCAGGACUAAAGCCACCUAACUCCGUAGCCAAAGUUUUUUUGUUUUUUUUGACACACUGUCCCCACCCACGCGAGCCAAUCAGGAAGCAGCGUCUGGCUGACAACCUCUGACUUUUACAAGAAGUGGUUUGUGAGAUGCGAGCGUGGGGGGAAUCGUGGGAUAUGCAACUUCAGGUUUUCUACAGAAGUUCUGCUUGCCCCUCUUCUGCUCCUCGAUCACAUUGAUCAGAGCAGAUGUGUGUGUGUGUGUGUGUGUGUGUGUGUGUG
Anarrhichthys ocellatus (wolf-eel) is the source of this 9709-nucleotide messenger RNA. It is a transcript of the gene cacna1ha, whose product is annotated as calcium channel, voltage-dependent, T type, alpha 1H subunit a. Gene Ontology annotation, cellular component: membrane; voltage-gated calcium channel complex. The coding region runs from base 1589 to 9121 and encodes 2510 amino acids. Gene Ontology annotation, biological process: calcium ion import across plasma membrane. The record is from RefSeq and is a predicted model, not a curated record. The transcript is spliced from 37 exons. Lineage: Eukaryota; Metazoa; Chordata; Actinopteri; Perciformes; Anarhichadidae. Gene Ontology annotation, molecular function: high voltage-gated calcium channel activity.